UGAUUUUGAUCAUUUGAAAUCAAAUUCCCGCGGCAUAUUACAAAUUUCGUCCCACCCGAGUUCAUAUUCUCAUUAGUUCAUCUUCAGUUUUGUUCCUUGUCAUCGUUUAAGCUCUUGGUGAUCUUUCUUAGUCUGAGUUCCUCCUUCUGACAUUUUCCUUUUACCUUUCAAUCGGAACAGCAAUAUCAGCAGGGAAAGGCUUAAAAAAUUAUGGAUAUUGCUCAUCUAGAAAAGAUGGGUAGAGAGCUGGAGUGCCCCAUUUGCUUGAGCCUGCUGGAUUCAGCAAUUUCACUCACUUGCAAUCAUGUGUUCUGCAAUUCAUGUAUUUUGAAAUUCAUGAAGUCAGGAUCAAGCUGCCCGGUUUGUAAAGUUCCUUUUCGGCGGAGAGAGGUUCGCCCUGCUCCUCACAUGGAUAACUUGGUAAACAUUUGUAAAAGCAUGGAAGUUGCUUCAGGGAUCAGCAUAUUCACCACCCAGACUGCACCUUCAACCAAAAUAUCAGAUGGGCAGGACCAAGGUGAAGACAAAAACGAUUUAGGUAAUCCAGAGAUUGGUGGAACUUCCUCUAGAAAAUCCAAGAAGCAGAGAAAGUUCAAAAGAAAAAGUACAGAGCAAGUGAAAACCAAUUCCAAGAAUUCUGGCCCUCUCCUGUUGAAACGUUCCUUUCCAGCGAAGAAAAGGGUACAAGUGCCACAGUAUCCUCUGUCUGAGGCCCCAACUAGGCCUGAGAAGUUUGUUGCUGGAUUGGGUGAAUCUGUUGAAAAAGAGCCAAUGGACAGUUCAGUACAACAAAAUAAGAAACCGAUUUUUACUGAAAUGGGAGAGCCCAAGCUCUCUCCUUUCUUCUGGCUAAAGGAAUAUGAUGAUAGGGAGGAUGAGUUUUGCAGUCAGCACACUGAAGGUGAUAUUGUCACGGAUACGCCUGUGAAGGGUCCUUCGUUUAGUGAUCUAAAGGAUUCAGAUGAUGAGACUCCCACUAAAAUGACAGUCAAUGGUGAAGUGCAGAAGGAAUCCAAAGUUGUACAUGCUUUUGACAGUGAGAUGUUCGAAUGGACUCAAAGGGCUUGCUCUCCUGAACUUUGUUCAACACCAGGCGUAAAUGUGCCACCAGGAACUCGGGAAAUAAAUAAAGAUGAACCAAGUGUCAUUCAAGAGGAAAGGGAUGAAAUUCCACAGAUUUGCACUGCAUCUACUCAUGAAGGGGUCAUUUCAGAAAAUUUGAGAAUCAUUAAUGCCAAGCAUGGAACUGAAAACAAAAACGUGGAUUUGCCUAUUUCUGUACCCACAACAAACAAAAGUCCCAUGGCCCAAAAUCCAAAAAGGAAAUCUACUAAGACAGCUGUGAGAACCAUUGGAAGAUCCCAAAGCAAGCGUGUUAAACUAUCAUUAGAUGGUGUUCUUGGAGAAGUGCCUAUCAAUUCAAACGAAAUAGAGAAUGAAGGGAGCAAGCGUAACAGUAAAGGUAAUUCUCUAAAUUUGGUGGGGAAAACCAGUAAGAGGGCUAAAAAGACUAGUUCUACCUCUACUGUUUCAGAGAAAACACCAGAUGUUCCAACCAAAUUAAUUGAAGCAAAAAUUAUGAGUCAAGGGGCUGACAAUUUGAGUGCAGACUUAGCUGUUCCAUCAAAUGAUGAAAAUGUAACUUUGAGGUGUAAACCCAGAAAAGGCAGUGAUAUCAUCAAUGCUCAUCAUGAAAAGAAGCCUCCUAAAACAUCAAAUAGCCAGAGAGUUGGUGAUGCAAUAACCAUGCUGCUUAAUGAAGUUCCUAUGAAUCAAAACCAAGGAUUUGAGAACAUGAAUACCCGAGUACCUAUCUCAUCUUUUCUGAAAGACAAAACUAGUGAGACCCCUAAUUUGGGUGAGAAAACUGACACAGUGCCUAAAAUAAUAAAGACCAAAGUUCAAAGAGAAAAGAGAGGGAAGGAGAGGUUGAAUAACUCUGCUGAUGCUAUGUAUGGCUGGGACGAGAAAACUGACACAGUGACUCAGAAGGUAGAGAUCCAAGAUCAAACGGCAAAGGGAGGAAAGCAGAGGUUGAAAAAUCCUAUUGAUGUUAUGUCAAAGGAUGGAUCGGUUGAUGAAGCUUUUGAUAAUUCUAACAAGGAUGCUGCAAAGGAGACUGAGAGCAUUAAAAACCUUAAAGAAACUCCUGAGCUUAAAGCUAACAGAAGAUCAGAUACAGAUAAGAAGAUUCUUGCAGUUGCUAAUGGAAGGUUUCUGCGUAAAUGUGAGACUCUUCCUAAUAAAAUUCAGUGUGGUUUCUGUCAGUCUUUUGAGGACUCAAAGGCUUCAGGAGAGAUGAUGCACUAUUUUAGAGGCAAGCCAGUUGCUUCGGAUUAUGAUGGGGGAUCAAAUGUAAUGCAUUCACACAAGAACUGUACUGAAUGGGCACCUAAUGUGUAUUUUGAAGAUGAUACUGCUGUCAAUCUUGAAACUGAAUUAGCGAGAAGUAGAAGGAUUAAGUGCAGUUAUUGUGGAAUCAAAGGGGCAGCUCUUGGGUGUUAUGAGAAAAGCUGCCGCAAGAGCUUCCACGUUCCUUGUGCCAAGUUAGUUCCACAAUGUCGAUGGGAUGCUGAGAACUUUGUGAUUCUUUGCCCUUAUCAUGCUUCUUCUAAAUUGCCUUUUGAAAUUUCUGGACAUCAACAGAAAAGACGAAAGAGAUCAAUACCAAAAGGGGAAUCACAUGCCCAAAAAACACAAGUACUGGUUGAAGAUUGUUUGACUGUCUACCAGCAAUGGAGAUAUCCUCGAUCUUCUAUCAAGUGGGUUCUUUGUUGCUCAGCUCUCACAGUAGCAGAGAAGGAUACUGUCUCUGAGUUUGCAAAAUUGGCCGGUCUUUCCGUGUCUAAGACAUGGUGUUCAAGUGUCACCCACAUCAUUGCAUCUACCGAUGAGAAUGGAGCUUGCAAGAGAACUUUAAAAUUUUUGAUGGGUGUUUUGAAGGGAAAAUGGAUAUUGAAGAUCGACUGGAUUAAGGCUUGCAUGGAUGCCAUGGAACCUGUUGACGAGGUCCAAUACGAAAUCAAUAAGGACAUACAUGGAAUCAGGAAUGGUCCUCAGUUAGGCAGGCUACGGGUCCUUAACAAGCAACCAAAGCUUUUCAAUGGGUUCACAUUCUAUUUCAUGGGAGAAUUUGUGCCUUCAUACAAAGGAUAUCUGCAAGAUCUAGUUGUUGCAGCUGGCGGAACAGUUCUACAGAGGAAACCCAUUUCAAGAGAUCAGGGAGGACAAUUAUCUGAGUCCUCUAAAUCAACUACUUUAGUGAUUUACAGCCUUGAGCUAGCAGAUAAAUGUGAUCCUAUAAACAAGACUGAGAUCUGGAAUCGUAGAAGGGGUGAUGCAGAGGCUUUGGCCAAUUCAACUGGAGCCAAAGUGGCCACCAACUCAUGGGUCUUGGACUCCAUUGCUGCCUGUAAGUUGCAGAACCUUCCAUGAUAGCUGAUUUAAGCUCUUCAAACUAAUCUGUAUUAUAAAGGAAUAUCAUGUAAAAAUAUUGUUAUGAUCCUCAAGAACUUUCUUUUAAA
This is a messenger RNA of Macadamia integrifolia, 3524 nucleotides long. Its product is annotated as protein BREAST CANCER SUSCEPTIBILITY 1 homolog. The coding region runs from base 211 to 3435 and encodes 1074 amino acids. Gene Ontology annotation, molecular function: ubiquitin-protein transferase activity. Gene Ontology annotation, cellular component: BRCA1-A complex; plasma membrane; BRCA1-BARD1 complex. NCBI's taxonomy places the organism in Eukaryota, Viridiplantae, Streptophyta, Magnoliopsida, Proteales, Proteaceae. Gene Ontology annotation, biological process: positive regulation of transcription by RNA polymerase II; double-strand break repair via homologous recombination; negative regulation of fatty acid biosynthetic process. The transcript has 14 exons. The record is from RefSeq and is a predicted model, not a curated record.